This is a messenger RNA of Strongylus vulgaris, 248 nucleotides long. The record is from the annotation of a GenBank genome assembly. Lineage: Eukaryota; Metazoa; Nematoda; Chromadorea; Rhabditida; Strongylidae.
AUGAAUGAAAUUACUAAGAAAGAAGUGUUUCGAAUUGAAAGUGAUGUCUCGUCACGCAUUAGCACUGCUCAGGUUAUUAUUUCUCUCAGUAGUGCUGUUCGCCAAUUAAUCGACAACUCACUCGACGCGUCAGCACAGUGCAUUGAAAUUCGAGUUAAAAACAAUGGGUUCGAAAGUGUGGAAGUCAUCGACGAUGGUACAGGCAUCGAUGAAGAGAGUUUCCAAUCUCUUUGUGAGUUCCAAUAACA